Messenger RNA from Canariomyces notabilis, 3096 nucleotides. RefSeq names its product putative undecaprenyl pyrophosphate protein. The record is from RefSeq and is a predicted model, not a curated record. The coding region runs from base 315 to 2765 and encodes 816 amino acids. Lineage: Eukaryota; Fungi; Ascomycota; Sordariomycetes; Sordariales; Chaetomiaceae. Gene Ontology annotation, biological process: tRNA N1-guanine methylation; mitochondrial tRNA methylation. Gene Ontology annotation, molecular function: tRNA (guanine(37)-N1)-methyltransferase activity; transferase activity, transferring alkyl or aryl (other than methyl) groups. Gene Ontology annotation, cellular component: cytoplasm; mitochondrial matrix. The transcript has 9 exons.
CCUGAAAUUUAGCGGCCAAAGCCACUGUUGACGUUGACAGUGACAGGGGCCUCAAAGCGGAAAUUAAGCCCACCUAGGUAUCAAUCCUUGUGGCUGACAUCCUAAUUUGCUCCUCAUCGUGCAACAUGGGGAGUCCCAGCUACUGCAAGGGAGAGAGAUGAUGCUCGUUUUGUCAACAUUGGAGGGUUAGCUUGUUCCUUCUCGGUCGCGCCUUCGCCUUUUGUGUAUCAAUUUCCUGCAUAUUGCGUUUGACCAGAAAUCUAGAUAAGGCAAACGUCAUCGAAGCCCGCGCAAACUACGUGGCCUGUAACGCCAUGCCAGUCGCCGUACGGGAUCUUGACGCCUACCGGCGAGACGAACGGUUAGGGGGCAAGUUACUGACUCCCGAGGAGAGGGCCAAGCUUCUCAAGCCCUAUUUGCCCUCACCACACCGACCGGACCCUGCGACGGCAACAGCUCAGGCAAAGAAGAAGCCCAGGCUCGGUGUGCGCCGCUUCAUCAAGCGCCAGUUCCACCUGCUACUCUUCACCCUCAUUCACGCUCUAUUCUCCCUGUACAUGCGCAUCCGCCAGACCUAUCAUGCCGUCGGGAACUGCAUAUACUCGAUAUACUACUAUCACCACCGGACGCCCGAGAUAAUACAGCGAGAUGUCAAGGGGCUAAGCCGGCUGCCUAACCACCUCAGCGUCAUCCUGACCCUAGAGGACCACAGGCGAGACGGCACCGAAAAGCUGAUUGACGAAGCCGCAAACAUCGCCGCGUGGUGUGCCAGCGCGGGUAUUCCACAUCUGUCAAUAUAUGAAAGGACAGGCGUCCUCAAAAGGUCCAUGAAGAAGGUGCACCGCGCAGUCGAGCAAACCCUUCAUGCAUACUUUGGAUCCAACGUCCCGACCGCAAGCGUUGGCGCGCCGUAUGCAACCCCUUUCGAGUCUAUCCCCAUCGACUCCCCCGGCAUGGGCAACGACGGCGGCGGGAGAAAGCAGCUCUCGGUUCUCCUGCUAUCCGAACGAGACGGGCGGGAGACCAUUGUAGAUCUCACCAAGACCCUCGCCGAGAUGUCGCAGCGCAAGAAUCUCAGCGUCACCGACAUCACGCCCGAGCUUGUGGACGCGGAGCUUACUGAGAACGUGAUGGGCGAGCCAGACCUGCUCAUUCUCUUCGGACCCCACGUCGAGCUGUCUGGGUAUCCGCCGUGGCAGAUCCGGCUUACCGAGAUCUUCCACGUGCAGGAUAAUCAAGGGGUCGGGUACCAGGUGUUCUACCGGGCUCUUUGCAGGCUCCAUUUGCCCAAUUUGAUGAUUGAUCAGAUGAAUCCUCAGGACGACACAUCGUCUACAUGCGAUGUGCAGGGGGAGGGAAAGGUGGAUUUGAGCAUGUUCCGUCCUCCCAUCGUUCGCACAGGAACUGCGGCGCUGAACCGCGCCCUCUUCACCAAAAAGGUGGACUUGGCUGCCGCUGCCAUACAAGAUGCCCGCCUCAUUGCCCAGUACCGCAAGGCCCUCCAUGCUAGCAAAGAGAUUUUGCAACUAGACAGGAUCUCGCCGAUUCGGCCCCAUCCGGACCAAGCGCUUGCCGAUCAGGGACGCAAGUGCCUGUUGCUAAACCCCAGUAUCAAGGCCCUAGAGCCUGAUACCUGGGGUAGGACGCUCAAAGAUGGCGUCCAGAAACAGGACCUCACCGUCAUCCCCUACGAGCUCCAGCUCGACUACGACUACUGGAAUUACCGCGACAUUAUGGCCUCGAUCCUGCCCGAGGAACUCCACGAGGAUAUCCCCGCCGGCUUCAACAUCGCAGGCCAUGUAGCACAUUUGAAUCUACGGGAGCAUUACCUCCCUUACAAGAAGCUGGUAGCAGAGAUCCUGCUUGACAAAAACCCCCAACUCAAAACCGUCAUCAACAAGGUCGACAAUGUGGGGACCGAAUCCGAGUUCAGGACGUUUCAGUACGAAGUUCUAGCUGGGCCAGAUGACUUGAAUGUCCAAGUUUCCGAGAGUGGUUGCACCUUUGAGUUUGACUACUCGAAGGUCUACUGGAACAGCAGGCUGGAGACAGAGCAUCGCAGGCUAAUCAACCUAUUCCAGCCCGGGGACGUUGUCUGCGACGUCAUGGCCGGCAUUGGGCCCUUUGCCGUGCCGGCAGGUAAGAAGGGUGUCUUCGUCUGGGCCAACGACAAGAACCCGGAGAGCUUCAAAUGCCUCAAAGCAGCCAUCAGGAAAAACAAGGUGGGCCAAUUCGUCCGCCCCUUCUGCGAAGACGGACGCAGCUUCAUCCACAACGCCGCCGACGCCGUCCUGGCGGCCUCUCGAGCCGGCGAGCACGCCCUCAUCACGCAGAAGGACAAGGGCAGCAGAGACAAGACCCGGAAGCCACCGAGACAGUCGCAGAUCAAGAUCCCCGUUCCACCCACAAUCGCCCACUUCGUCAUGAACCUCCCGGCCUCGGCAAUCGAAUUCCUCGGUAGCUACCGCGGCCUGUACGCGGGCCACGAGAGCCUAUUCCAGCCCUCCUCGACGACGGCCGCUGCGCCCAAACUGCCCCUGGUGCACGUGCAUUGCUUCUCGGUCAAGGCCGACGACGAGACGCCGCUGCUGGACAUUUGCGAGCGCAUCACAAGGGAGUUAGGAUUUCCCAUGCGGCCUGGGGACGAUGUAGACGUCGAGGGCCAGGUCGCAAUCCACAAUGUCAGGGCCGUCGCCCCCGCAAAGACAAUGUACUGCGCUAGCUUCAGGCUGCCGCGGGAGGUUGCCUUUGCCCCUAGGCCAUAGGCCCUAGGCGGGGAAGGGCCCCCAUAGGGCUGGCUCGUGGAGGGUGUUAUCGAAGCUGCUGGCUUGCUGUUAUGGUGGUGGAUGGAUCGUAUGAUGUAUCCGCUCAGGAGGUUUUAGAACCACAGAGACCUCCUUCUGUCCAUCAAGAAUUCGGGCUAUGCCUAGUUCAGCGUGGCCGGCAUACAAAGCAAUCUACACUAUGUAGUUAUGACUAUGCAGCUUCACAGCAAUGGGGGGAAAUCCUACCUUACGUACUUGUCAAGAAAUGCAUGUUUUGUGAUAUCGGAGAUAAAUGUCCAUCCACUCCUUCAACGGGUGAGUUGCACACCAG